Messenger RNA from Quercus robur (English oak), 818 nucleotides. RefSeq names its product MYB-like transcription factor ETC3. NCBI's taxonomy places the organism in Eukaryota, Viridiplantae, Streptophyta, Magnoliopsida, Fagales, Fagaceae. Gene Ontology annotation, cellular component: nucleus. The record is from RefSeq and is a predicted model, not a curated record. Gene Ontology annotation, molecular function: transcription cis-regulatory region binding. Gene Ontology annotation, biological process: cell differentiation. The transcript has 3 exons. The coding region runs from base 195 to 482 and encodes 95 amino acids.
CUACAAGGCAAGCCUACAAGUCGACAAGCCCAGACAUCUUCUGGAUUAUCCCCCUUCUUUUGAACUUUUAGACACGUAUACUUUAGACUCUAUCAUAUCUUUUACUUCCUCUAGGCAAUUUACUAGAUUUCUUUCAUUCUCUCAACCCUUAUUCUUUUCCAUUCAAACUCUCUUCCUCGCUCUUAAUAGAAACCAUGGACCAAGGUCCCCAAAAACAAGCUAAAAUCACCUCUUUUGAAUCUAAAGAGGUUAGUAGUAUUAAAUGGGAGGUUAUAUGCAUGACUGAGCAAGAAGAAGAUCUCGUCUAUAGAAUGUAUAGACUUGUUGGACAGAGGUGGGAUUUAAUAGCAGGCCGGAUUCCGGGCCGAAGUGCUAUAGAAGUAGAGAGAUUUUGGAUAAUGAGAUGUGGUUAUGAACAUGAAGGGGUCGCUGGUAAAAGAAAAGUGCAUAAGAAAGAGAAUUAUAAAGUCUUUGGUCAUUGACUUUUAAUUGCUACAGAAAUUAAAGUUCUUUCUUUCUUUCAUUGUUUUUGUCUUUUAAUCUUGAUUAGAAUUCUAAAUUUUUGCAAACCUCGUAUUAAUGAAUAAAUAAGCAAUCUCUAGCUCCACCCUCCCACAUUUUAUUGGCCAAUGUUACGGGUGAGACAAAUAUAGGAAAGCUAUGUAUAAGGGUAAGUUUAAAAAAUUUGUCAUAUUCAAGGUUUUGCAGUGAAGUAGAUCGGGCACCAAUUUCAAAAAGCAUAUAGCAGCGUAUUUUGUUGUCAUUGCUGCCAUCGUUCUAGGUCAAAUCUUAUCUCGAUUUGAGCUCCAGAUGUUGUU